AUGACGUGAACACAAUCUGUUUUGCUUUUACCGUUAGGCUUUAAGUUUUUCAUGUUUUUAUUUCUUAAUAUGUUUAGUUGAACAGUGAGAUACAUUUUGGGAUAUCGACAUCAAUUUUCUUAUGAUUGCUGUACUUCAUGUUAAAAGAGUAAUUUGGGUGAGUAGUUAUCCAAAUAUAGUUAUGAAGUGACAUGCCGAGCCUCACAGCAACAUUUGUUUUAUAAUUAUGCAUGCCGUUAAUAACCUCAUUUUACUUGACAUAUAAUUUUAUACUUUUAAAAUUCUAUUUGUCUGACCACAGGGUCAUUUAAAAAGAACAAAAAAACAUGAUAGAUAUAUGAGCUGCGAUAUAUUCUUUCUUUUAUUAAUAUAUUAGAUAUAAUCUAUUAAUUUCUGGUUAUUGAAAAGCAACUAUUGAUAACAUUCAGUAAAUUUCUCUGUACGAAACCACAGCAUGUCUCGCAUUUGUAAGAAGAAACCUGCUGUGUGCACAGAUGAGCCACUUUCCAACAGUACCAUCUGCCAAAAGAUGGCUCUGUUGAGAAAUAUAUUCUGUACUGCCUACGGACCUACUGGCAGACUGAAACAAAUACACAACCAUAUUGGAGGCCAUGUCUUGACGACGUCAACCUCUUCAGCCCUGCUCAAACGAGUGGAUAUGUCUGAGCCGCUUCUCAAAAUGAUCUCAACUGCUGUUCAACAUCACACUGCACGGUACAGUGACUCUGGGCUGUUUAUGGGGAUUUUGAUGCUCAGACUUAUCGAAAAUACUCAAAAAUAUAACCUCAGGACAGCUGCAGCAGCCAAGGUAUACAAACACAUUGUGGAAGAAUGCAAUGUGUAUCUUAAAGGAGACUCUUGUGGUUGCAAGGUGCCAGUAGACUUCAGCAGAUGUGAUUCAUUCAUUGCACUGGCCCGCAGCAUGAUCGCCAGCAAACCAGCCUGUAUGUUGAAUAGCAAGGAAGCACAGCAUAUCAGUUCACUGAUCGCGCAGGCCUUCUUGUAUUCCAUCCCUUGCAACUCUUCCGGUGUGACCUGCUUUGGCAGGACAGUCACCAUCGGCAUCGAGGGCCUGUCUGUGAGUGAUUCUUCUAUUUUCCCAGGACUGCUGGUGGAUGUCCCUGAGUUAAUGGAUCUUAAGAGACUGGGAUCUGGUCCAUUUAAGGCAGUGGUUUUCAAUGUGUCAUUGUCAGGCGAUAUCUCUGAGUUUGAGGAUGUGGUUUUGGAGAUCCAUAGGGGAGUGGACCCAGAGCGUGAUCUCCUUCUGCUGCUCCUGAAACUUGGGGAACAAGUUGUUAAGGACAAAGUGAGAUUAUUUGCAUGCCAAAAAGUAGUACAUCCUAUUCUGCAACACUACUUGAGGAAACACGGAGUGAUCGUCAUAGAGAGGCUUGGACUAGCUCUGAUCGAACCAUUUGUCCAAAUAACAGGUGCUCAGGCUGUUGCUUCUCUUUACUCUUCAGUCCCGGCGGAAGCUUACGGGAUUGUUAAAGGACUCUGUUUCCAGUCAUGUGGAUCCAGAGAGCUGCUCCAGCUCCUUCCUUCUAAAGAUGCUGCUGUUAGCACAAUGGUUCUCUGCCACAGAAAUGAAACCAUGCUGGAAGAACUGAAGAUGACAUGCCAAAGAGCAGAACAUGUGUUGCGACUGACUCUGAGGGAGCCCUACGCCCUGCUAGGAGGAGGCUGCACAGAGACGCUGCUGGCCACCCACAUCACACACAUGAAUCAAUCCAAAGCCGCAACAAUAGCUGCAGCUCUGUGCAUCUCUCAGUCUGAGUUCCUCAUGGCAAUCAAGGCGUUCUGCAGCUCUCUGCAAUCCGUGGCUCUUUCCUUAGAGCAUGAUGGACAGGACUGUCUCAUUGACUUGACAUAUGCUCAUCGCUGGGUGUCAGAUACAUACUCCAAAACCUGUGGCUGUGGCCUGGUGGAGGACAGAUCCGACCUGGAGAAGACCCUUCUAAAUACAGCUUGCCACACUUUCUCUCCUGUUUCCCUGGAACACACUGACAAUCAGCCAAGAAUAUUAGAUUCAUUUUCUGCCAAGCUCAAUGCUUUGAAUGUGGCCGUCGAGAUGGCUAAUUUUGUUCUUGAUGUAAAAUAUAUAAUUAAGGAUAUCAAUUAAAUUGUGAUGAAUGAAGAGCUGUGCUUUGAAUAAAGGGUGUAGGUUUGAUGUAUUUUAUAAUCAAA
Puntigrus tetrazona (Sumatra barb) is the source of this 2187-nucleotide messenger RNA. RefSeq names its product MKKS centrosomal shuttling protein (gene mkks). Gene Ontology annotation, cellular component: kinociliary basal body; cytoplasm; nucleus. The transcript has 5 exons. Gene Ontology annotation, biological process: chaperone-mediated protein complex assembly; protein folding; intracellular transport. Bases 455 to 2122 code for a protein of 555 amino acids. Gene Ontology annotation, molecular function: ATP binding. The record is from RefSeq and is a predicted model, not a curated record. Lineage: Eukaryota; Metazoa; Chordata; Actinopteri; Cypriniformes; Cyprinidae.